This is a messenger RNA of Effrenium voratum, 1767 nucleotides long. NCBI's taxonomy places the organism in Eukaryota, Dinophyceae, Suessiales, Symbiodiniaceae. The record is from the annotation of a GenBank genome assembly.
AUCGGCUUCAAUUUAUUUGGGACCUCCAUGCGAUCCGGAGCCAAAUGCGCUUGCUUCCGCUGCUCUGGGCAGUUUCCGCUGCGGCUCACCGCCCGCAAUACGCGAAGGUCAGCGGAGCCGAGACCUUGUGGCAGCGGCCAGAGGGCGAGGUCAAAGGCAUCCUGUUCAUCGCCCACGGCUGCAAGCACCAGGCCACAGACGUCUUCUCGGAGGUCACUGACGGCUGGAAGUUCGAGAGCUGCGCGCGCUCCAACUUUGGCCGAUGCCUGGCGCUCCCGGAGGAGGUGGAGAUGCGCAACUAUGCGCUGAGCCGCGGCUAUGUGGUCAUGGCAGUGUCGGGCGGAUCCGGCGUUCAGAGCUGCUGGUACGGCGAGCGGGAUGUGGACAAAGUGGUGGAGGCUGUGGCCCACGUGCGCCAGGCCGAGAACCUGGCCACUGCCCCGCUGCUGGCGAUGGGCGCCUCCUCUGGCGGAGCAUUCGUAGGACUACUCCCAGCAGCACAGGACUUGAAUUUGAAGUGCAUCGUGCCGGAGAUCAUGGACGUGCAGAGCGACCUCAAUGACAAGGUCCCCACAUUGUUCAUCCACAUGCCCAGGGACCAUCGCACUGCUCGAGGGGUCAAGGAGAACAUCCAGGACCUCCAGGACCGAAACGUGCGCGUCACCGAGCUCAGCGCCAAGCCUCGGCGAGUGACCUCGGAGUUCCUGCAGAAGUGCGUCACAGCCGAGCUGGCGAAGAAACUGCUGCGCUCCUUUGAGGAGGGGGGCGUCAUUGACAGCAGCGGGUAUUUGCAGGAGGAUCCCAGGGCGCGGGGCUGGGUGUCGGCGGCCAAGGAGCUGCUGCCGGAGGAGUUGGACUCCCUGGAGCCGGACGAGAGCUGCCUGGCGGAGCUGAUGAACGUCGCUUGGGCCUUUCACGAGUUCACCGCGGAGUUCGCGCCGCAAAUCAUCGACUUCUGCGAGGGCAAAGACAUCACGAGAGGACUUCCGACCGAUGGCUGGCAGACCUCGCUGGGAUCCAUGCAGGUUGAGGAGUAUGGGCGCAGCGGGCCGCUGGCGAUUGCCAUCCACGGCAUGGCCAAGAGCAUGGUGACUGAGUGGGACUUCACCGCCCAGCACCUGGCGGAGGAGGGCUACCACGUCCUCGUGCCCAACUUUCACUCCAACAAGGACACUAGGCCGGGCAAGAUCUCCGCGGACAGCGCGGCCGCGGUGCUGCUGGAUCUGAUGAAGCUCGUGGGCAGUUCCAAGAUCUCGCUGCUCAUGGGCAAGUCCUGGGGAGGCGGCAUGGCCUCCGCUCUGGUCAACAAACCCGAGCUGCAGGUGGAGAAGAUGGUGCUGGUGGCGCCUGCGAGCUUGCAGCCCUGGCCCGCAAGCUGCCGAGCAGCCCUCUUCUGGGCUGAGGAUGACGCAGUGGUGCCCAUCAAGAAUGCUGAAGCUCAGCCGGAGUUAUUGCAGAAGCUGAAGCUGUUCCACAAAGAGCGCACGGGCGGCCAUAGGAUCUUGGACACCUACUUGCCCGCGAUCAUGGAGUUCGCGGAGCCGCCGGCAUUGCUGGAGGUCACCGCCGAAGGAGAGACCAAAGAGCCUGCGCAUACCAGGAGCUCUCUCUACGAUCACAAGGCCCAGGGUAAACUUGCGCUUUGACAGAUCAUCCUCGGCCUGGUCCUGUGCGUGCUGGUGGCGGCCUUCCUCCUUCGUAAGCGGAAGAACGAGGAGCCCAAACGCAGCCCGCGCCCACAGAAGCUCGGCGCGGCGGAGUGAGGCC